This is a messenger RNA of Archocentrus centrarchus (flier cichlid), 2409 nucleotides long. RefSeq names its product syndecan binding protein (syntenin) 2 (gene sdcbp2). Gene Ontology annotation, molecular function: protein binding. NCBI's taxonomy places the organism in Eukaryota, Metazoa, Chordata, Actinopteri, Cichliformes, Cichlidae. The transcript is spliced from 9 exons. The record is from RefSeq and is a predicted model, not a curated record. The coding region runs from base 152 to 1060 and encodes 302 amino acids. Gene Ontology annotation, cellular component: cytoplasm; plasma membrane.
GAAGCCAGAAGUGACAUCACUUUCCAGAAGUCCCCUUCAGGUUUGAUCGGCUGAGAGGAGCAGCGAAGCAGAGACGGCAAAAUAAAGGCAUUCGCUGCUAUCUGACAUUCCGGAGCGUUUGAGCUGAUUUUACAACCAAACAUUUACAAGCAUGUCCCUGUACCCAUCACUCGAGGACCUUAAGGUCGACAAGGUCAUCAAGGCUCAGGCCCAGUUCGCCCAGACUACCACCCCCAUGCCAGCCAUCACUGAGGGAGCCUACCAACCUCAGGCUGCCACUGCUGGGAUGCCAGGAUCAAGCCUGUACCCGAAUCUGGAGGAGCUGGGAGACUACAUGGGACUGGCCCUCAACAGCGAUGAGGUCCAGAAGAAUUUGGCCUUGAUGCCUGUUGCUGACAAUCAAGUGGCACUGCCCUCAAGCUCAGGUGUUGGAGGGAUGGUGCGGCCGGUGACCGGAGCAGACAUCGGUAUCAGGAGGGCAGAAAUCCGCCCAGGGCUGCGGGAGGUCAUCCUCUGCAAGGACCAGGACAAGAAGGUCGGACUCCGGCUCAGGGCCGUCGACAAUGGAAUGUUUGUCCAGCUGGUGCAGGCUAACUCUCCUGCUGCCCUGGCUGGGCUGCGCUUUGGGGACCAGGUCUUGCAGAUCAACGGGCAGAACUGUGCUGGGUGGAGUGCGGACAAGGCCCACAAGGCUCUGAAGGCAGCGUCCGAGACCCGCAUUGAGCUGGUGGUCAGAGAUAGGCCAUUUCAGCGCACCGUCACCAUGCACAAAGACAGCUCAGGCCACGUGGGCUUUAUCUACAAGAAUGGAAAGAUCACCUCACUGGUCAAAGAUGGCUCUGCCGCCCGCAAUGGCCUGCUGACUGAACAUUACAUCUGUGAAAUUAACGGACAGAAUAUUAUCGGACUCAAGGACUCUCAGAUCAAGGACAUUCUGACCACCUCUCCAACCACCAUGACCAUCACCAUCAUGCCCAAGUUCAUCUACGAGCACAUGAUUAAGAGGAUGUCCUCUGGCCUCAUGCGGUCAGCCAUGGAUCACUCUGUCCCAGAGGUGUGAGGACUUGGAAGCUGACUAGAAGCUGUCAGGAUGUCUACAUUGCAGAUUCUCUCUCUCUGUUUUCCUUACUCAUAUGUGUCCCUCUCUCUGUUUCUGUCUUCAUACCAAACCGCCUCCUAUAUCACAAUCAUCAACUCCGCCCUUGCUCAUGUGUAACAUAAUCUUAAGAUGCCUUUAUUCUAUUCUUUACCUUUUCUACAUUUCCCUCACCUGACAUUAGUAUGUUUUAUAUGUUAACCUAGUAGUCUGAUAUGUUUUUUAUUUGAGAUUAAGGACAGUAAUUAUGUUCUAUAGCCUGCACACUAUCAUGAGUCCAGAGCUUCCUGCUCUGUGUGGAGAUGAAUCAUUGACAGUUUCAUAAUGCUGUAAAAGCUGAUGGACAGCCAUCAGAGUCCAUCCACGCAGAUAUACAGCUGCGCUCCCGAUCCCUGCACUUGACCCCUAAUGUGUAAAUAAUCUUGAGCUGAAUUAACACCUGCACACUCUUAUGAAGAGGUGUGUUGUGGAUUCCAGUGUACAGUCAUUUUUACGUGGCCGGUAAAAGUGAUGGUGAAUGAUUAGUGUUCAUUUUUUUCUUUCGACAUUAAAGAGUUCCCAGAUUUUACCUCCCAGGUCUGAGUAGCACUUUCCACCUUUUCCAAGAGAUGGCGACAUAUCAUUGUAACACAUUUCCAGCCUCUGACAUUAAGUUUACAGAUACUGUGUGUGCACAUUCUGGGGGAAAGUGUAGGGAAAGGGUGCAGCAGUACAUGUUCAUUAACCUAUGCAGCUGGGACUGUUCAAAAACACUCUGUAAGAGCUAAAGACAUGAGUAAGAAGAUCCCAGCGCACCACAGGCUGCAGGAGCCCCGUGCGGCUCUGUGCUUCAAAGAAUCUAGGAAACAGUCUGUGUUUGUUUGGAGGGGUCGGCACCAGGCGGACCCACUAAGUGCACUUUCCAUUAACCUUAUAAGAGGUCCUCGAUCCUCUGUCCAUUUCAAGUUCAACCUUUCUAUUUUCUCAUAAUUAUUGUCUUUGUGAUGCCUCAUGUUAGUGAGAGAAAACUUAAAGCUUAAAUUUGAUGCUGAAAAUCAACCAUUCAAAUGAAAAGCAUUUAAAAUCCGGUGAACCCGCCGUCCUCUGCUGUGUUCUCCGAGGCCGUCCCUGUAAAAUUCCUUCCUUGGCUGAUGGGCACAGCAAGACUCAGCAGAGCUCACAGUUGUGAAUUUCUACUUGUUAUAUAAAAUGUUUUCCUUUUAAUGCUGUUCACGUUCAGAUGCAUGUGUUAUUUUAAUUUUCUAGGUAUGCAAUCUGAUUAAAAAAACAAAACACAAAAAAAAACAAAACGCUGUCAUACUGUAAAAAAAAAA